This is a messenger RNA of Dufourea novaeangliae, 743 nucleotides long. RefSeq lists its product as uncharacterized. Gene Ontology annotation, cellular component: mitochondrion. Gene Ontology annotation, biological process: apoptotic process. The record is from RefSeq and is a predicted model, not a curated record. The transcript is spliced from 6 exons. Lineage: Eukaryota; Metazoa; Arthropoda; Insecta; Hymenoptera; Halictidae. The coding region runs from base 102 to 716 and encodes 204 amino acids.
UGUACCUAUUUGAUUAUAACAAUCACGUUUUCCAUAUGAAUGUUUAAACAAUACACAUUACAUAUUAUUAAUGGGCAAACAUUUGUCUCAUUUAAGUAAUCAUGAUACUGCGACAAGUCGUUCGAACAUUGUUGAAGAGAACUACCUCAAUCAUGUAUGCUACAAGUUUUAUGUUUGAAAGUCACUCAGAAACUAAGAAGCCCACAGUAGAUAAUAAAUUGAAUUUGGAUCCACCAGAUAUAAGAAAACUAACUGUCGAGUAUAUGAUACAACAGUCAAUAUUAGAUUCUAUAAACAAUGCAUCUCAAACAUUAAACAUUGCAUAUAUGGCAGUAAUGAGAACAAGUAGUAAAUAUAAGACCUUGUUAAGUUCACUGAUUUGUUUGUCAAAGGAUACUUUGGAGUUUCAUGUCACAGAUGAACAUUGGGACACAAUAGUUGAACUAAGAUCAGAAGUGCAAAAUGAAAAAGAACAGCUAAAUAAAUUAACAGAGUAUGUUCAGUAUGUACAAAGAAUGGCAAUUGCAGCUUCAGAUCUGAGUUACUUUUCUGGAAUGGAAAACUUGUCCUCUCUUUCUAGACAAAUUGAUGAUAUUGCAAAAAGUAUGCAGGAGGAAAGUGAUUGUAUUGCGACACUUGAAAAAGAAUACAAUGAUGUGCAAGAGCAAUGCAUUAAGAACUCAACUAAUGCAGACAGUAAUGAAUCUAAUAAUUAACAUGAAAGAAAGCUCUCUCAUUAUUUA